Myxocyprinus asiaticus (Chinese sucker) is the source of this 1983-nucleotide messenger RNA. RefSeq names its product nuclear transcription factor Y subunit gamma-like. The coding region runs from base 200 to 1276 and encodes 358 amino acids. The transcript has 11 exons. The record is from RefSeq and is a predicted model, not a curated record. Lineage: Eukaryota; Metazoa; Chordata; Actinopteri; Cypriniformes; Catostomidae. Gene Ontology annotation, molecular function: DNA-binding transcription activator activity, RNA polymerase II-specific; DNA binding; protein heterodimerization activity. Gene Ontology annotation, biological process: regulation of DNA-templated transcription. Gene Ontology annotation, cellular component: CCAAT-binding factor complex; nucleus.
GGUAGGUGAUCGCUUUCCCCUCGGCUCGGGGCUUUGAAAGCAGCAGCAGAUUGCCUGUCCCACACAGUCUUUUGUCUCAUCCUGGGACAGAGCCAGUGGACUAAAGACACUUUCUCCAUGCGUCCAACAAGAAGACUUUAGUUACAUCCUCCUCUUCUACACUGUCCACAGUGCAGCAUGAAGGGCAUGGGAUCUAGAGAUGUCGGCAGAUUCAUUUGGAGCGGGGAGCAGCGAUGCCCAACAGAGCCUUCAGUCCUUUUGGCCCAGAGUCAUGGAAGAGAUCAGGAAUCUUACAGUGAAGGAUUUCCGUGUGCAAGAGCUUCCUCUUGCUCGCAUCAAGAAAAUUAUGAAACUGGAUGAGGAUGUGAAGAUGAUCAGCGCUGAAGCACCAGUGCUGUUUGCCAAAGCGGCACAAAUCUUCAUCACAGAGCUCACUCUCAGAGCUUGGAUCCACACUGAGGAUAACAAACGGCGUACGCUACAGAGGAAUGAUAUUGCCAUGGCUAUCACUAAGUUUGACCAGUUUGACUUCCUCAUUGAUAUCGUCCCACGAGAUGACCUCAAACCACCGAAACGACAGGAGGAAGUGCGUCAGUCUGUCGCCCCGACUGAGCCAGUCCAGUACUACUUUACUCUGGCACAGCAGCCCGGCACAGUGCAGGUCCAAGGACAGCAGCAAGGCCAGCAGGUGGCUACUCCCACCACCACCACACUACAACCAGGGCAGAUUAUCAUCACUCAGCCCCAGCAGGGCCAGGUAUUGCAGGGAACCACCAUGCAGCAGCUUCAGCAGGUGCAGGUCGCUCAAUCACAGGUGACCCCUAUGACGAGUGCUCCAGUGACAAUGCAGGUGGGCGAAGGCCAGCAGGUGCAGAUUGUGCAGGCCGCUGCACAGGGACAGGCACAGGCAGCACAGCCAGCUGGACAGACUAUGCAGGUUAUGCAGCAGAUCAUCACCAACACAGGAGAGAUCCAGCAGAUUCCAGUGCAGCUCAACACUGGUCAGCUGCAGUACAUUCGCUUGGCUCAGCCAGUCACGGGUACACAGGUUGUUCAAGGACAAAUACAGACACUUGCAGCAAAUACUCAGCAGAUUUCACAGACGGAAGUACAACAGGGUCAACAACAGUUCAACCAGUUUACUGAUGGGCAGCAGUUGUAUCAGAUCCAGCAGGUGACGAUGCCAGCAGGGCAGGAGCUGGCCCAGCCCAUGUUCAUUCAGUCCACUAACCAGACAGCCGAUGGGCAGGUCACCACGCAGGUCAGUGCGGACUGAGGCUGCCUGCUCUUUUCCCUGCUGACCCACGAAGCUCCCAACACCAUCAACCACCACCCACAUUGAAGGAGAGGAGCUGUGAUACCAUCUUCCACGCAGUCAACCGCACUGAACAUUCGCAUUCGACCACGACACACCUACACUCACUUCUGACUUCAGUCCUUCAGCUUUUUUUCAUCUCACACCAUAUUUCAAUCAAGUUAUCUGAGUGGUUUAAUUCAUCAAUCAGCAUACAAUUUUAGAUUUAAGCUUCAUAAUUUAGAGACCGUCCAUAAUACACAUACUGCUGUUAGCUUUGUUAUUACCCUUUUGGUCUGUUUACAACAGUACUGUUUAAUGGAAGGAUCAGUGUGUUGUGGCAGAAAUCAAUUUUGCUUUCUACCAUAUUAAUUUUCAUUGUAUAUUUAUGUCUAUUGCAAUAUGGCGAAAGAGUAUUUGAUCCCACUGUCUUCCACACAGUACACAUAUAAUAUGUUCUUGUUAGUUAAAUGUGGAAAUGGGUAGAGAUUAUGCUUUAAUUUUUAUCUCCAUUCUGAAACCUGAUGUUAAGCCUAUAGAGCAGUCGGGCACUUCUCAGCUGUGGGGCAUGUACAGUGGUCUUUUUUUUGUUUUGUUUUUUGUAUGUUUUUUUAAGCCCUCGUCCAUUUUGAUAGAUCAUGACAUCUCAUGAUGUGUAGACUUUAAACUUGAUGAUAAAAAAGCCAUAA